CUCGGUGGUCCAGACCUAGUAUUCCAAUUUGAAACCCCCGAGAUCCAGAAAAAUACAGUCAAGAAGUCAAGGACGCUAGACACGAAGGCAAAACAAGAAGAGGCAUUAGCUGAUUUCCUAGCCCGAGUCCCAAAAUGCGAAAGAGAAUGGACCAUGACACGGCAGAAGACUCAACUAUACACAGUAGAACAAAUACUUGAUACUUUCCAACAUCUCACCCUUCGUCCACGAUUCGCCCAUCCCUCUGUACCGUACGCCGGAUCUGCGACGACGCCUAUUGCGACGGUCACAGCGUACCGAGAUCUUCAGCUCGAACUCCAAAAACAUGCUACCAAAUCGACCCAGCUGUAUAAUUACAGUCUCAUCCUCUUCUACUGCAUCUGUUGCGUCGCUAGGGAGUAUGGGGCGAGCGUUGAGGAUGUGGACCAGGCAGUCAAGGAAUGCCUGCCCGGCCGAGAGCAAAGCGGCAUUUACUCAAGGAGGCUCCGCCGAGCUGCCAAGUGGGCGGCCUGCGUGAUUGAAGAGACAGAAUCAUCGACAGGGCAUCCAAGCUCUCAACUAUUUGUGCUCUGUGGACCACCGUUGGAAACUUAUCGAAUUUGGUCAGAACGGGCCGAGACGAAGGAUGAACUUAUUAAUAAAUAUGCGUCUGUCUUUUCUCCGACAUUCAUGAUCGCUCAUCUUGGCCUAUGGAGUCUAGGUCAAGUCAACGAAGCCCUGGGAACGGACCUCAGCCCAGCAGAGUACGAACGAAGAGCUCUGGUCUUUCAAGAGACAGAAACAUUGAUUAAGUCGCGGCUCUGUUCGCGAGAGGACCUCACUAACCAGAUGGAGGGGAUCCGAUGCCUACGCAAACAAGAGAGCAUGGCGGUGCAUCUAGGCCUCCCUCACCGUCUAGUCCCGUAA
Messenger RNA from Sodiomyces alkalinus F11, 906 nucleotides. RefSeq lists its product as hypothetical. The transcript has 5 exons. The record is from RefSeq and is a predicted model, not a curated record. The annotation marks the transcript as partial. NCBI's taxonomy places the organism in Eukaryota, Fungi, Ascomycota, Sordariomycetes, Glomerellales, Plectosphaerellaceae.